Messenger RNA from Brassica napus (rape), 1938 nucleotides. RefSeq names its product nuclear pore complex protein GP210-like. The transcript is spliced from 10 exons. The record is from RefSeq and is a predicted model, not a curated record. Bases 70 to 1161 code for a protein of 363 amino acids. NCBI's taxonomy places the organism in Eukaryota, Viridiplantae, Streptophyta, Magnoliopsida, Brassicales, Brassicaceae.
AAUAUAUAUUUUUCUAUAUUUAUUUUCCCUUUCUUUCUUUUUGUCUGCGCUGUUGACGUAGUAACAGAGAUGGUCCGGCUAGGGAUUUUCAUUUUCCUCCUGUUCCUCACUCUUGUAGGAGAAACUUCAUCAUCAAGUGAUCUGCCCAGGGUUUGUGAGUGUGAGCAAGUGCAAUUCACGUCCAACAAUAUUGAAGAUGACACACCUCAGAUUCUACUCCCUUGGACUCCUUGUCAGGAGAUGCAGCUGAUUGUGACAGGAGGCUGUGCAAAAGCAUCGAGUGACUACAAGUGGCUUACUUCAGAUACAAGCAUUAUAUCUGUGUCGCCUUAUGGCAUUAUCAAGGCAAAGAGGCCUGGCAUAGCCACUGUGAAGGUGGUGUCGACUAUUGAGCCGCAAAAUUUUGAUGAGAUUUUUGUCAAAGUUGUCGUUCCACCCCCUAUGGUUAUGUGGCAAAAUGUUCUGGUAGAGACCGUUGUCGCAUCACGUCUACAAAUAGGCGUCACAAUGAAAUAUUCGAAAGGUGCUCAAAAUUUCGAUACAACGCUACAUAGAAAUAGCACACAUACUGAUUCUGUUAAGGAAACACUCUCAUCGAGAAGAUGUAGUACUUAUCCAUUGAAAUUCAGGAAAAACAAGUUUGUAGCUCUUGACAAUGGAAAGAAAGCUACAUUUGAAUGCCACGUAAAACCUCCUUUUAUAGGAACUUCAAAGCCAUGGAUAGAGCUUCAAACGGGAAAUAUCUAUUGCAUAUUCUUCUCAAACUUAAACAACAUGAAACCCCUCAAAGGAGCUUCAUCCGCGCUUCUUCUGGGACGCCUUUCUGUGUCGGGAACUAGAAAGACGAUGAACAUAACUUCAGAGUUCAACAAUGUCAUCAUUACUAUACUCGAGAACUCUGAUGUUCAAAUUCAUCGGCGCAAAAAAGAGUCCUUAUCAAUGAACUCGCGGGUAGAUGUUGGUGUCCCAAAAACUGAGGUUGAAAUGAUUGUCACGCUCUCAGCCGCUGGUCAGAAGAUGAUUAUCCGCUAUGAGGUUGACGAAUCGCAGAUACCGGUGAACCCGUACUUUGUCUAUUUGCUCAUGGUCCCUUUCCUCGACUUCAUCGUGAUAAUUAUUUUAGUGAAAGCGUUGCCGCGGCAACGUAGGAAACUGAAAUAAGUGUAAGAAAAUCUUGACAAAAAAGUGUAAGAAAAUCCCUUUCUCUAAAAUAAGUUAUGGAACUUACCAGAGUGUUACUGUGGUCUUUUAAUAAGGAAAAUUGUCAAAUUUAUCCUUUCUAAUGUCUUCGUGCUGUGAAGUAGAAUGGAUAAAGCCGAUUUUUUAGAAAGCGUAAUGGCCACAAUGUUUAUGAGUUGAUUGUAAAUGGAAAAAUUGGGAGUUGUAAAGGAUUUCUUACCGGCGGUGGAUUUAGGAAUAACAGGUUCUUUGAGCCACAUAAGUAUUGGCCACAAUGAGGAGGAACAAAGUGGAAGGCGAAAAACAUGACACAAAGUGGAUAUGCAUUGACACAAAGUGGAUAUGCAUUGACACAACGUCAGAGACGAUGACUACACGGUUUUGUUCUCUCAUGUAGCUGUCCAGAUGUGUGAAAUUUAGCAACACAAGGAUCUGUAGAAGGGACAACGUGAUCGUUCGGUACGAAGGUUAAUUAUCACACUGGCGACAACAAAAGUAUAACCAGAUAAGGUUAAACAAAUUAAAUAACACAAUCUCUUUAGCUAAAAAAGAAAACAACUUUUUUUUUCGAAAGACUUGGGCGUUUUCUACAAGAGAAAAUCACAUAGGAGAACAUAUUUUCAUUUUCUAAUUACAUAGGAGGACACAUUUGACUUGCCACACACAUUGUUACUGUCUAAUGACCUAAACAGUAUUAACUAGACACUCUGCAAACUGAUAACAAUCCAAACCACAAAGGAACCGUUUUCCCUGUCCACA